Molecule: messenger RNA, 1317 nt
Organism: Raphanus sativus (radish)
Lineage: Eukaryota; Viridiplantae; Streptophyta; Magnoliopsida; Brassicales; Brassicaceae
Product: LRR receptor-like serine/threonine-protein kinase EFR
Exons: 2
Coding region: 1-1317 (438 amino acids)
Molecular function (GO): protein binding
Source: RefSeq, a predicted model, not a curated record
AUGAAGCUGUUUCUUUUACUUGCGUUCAACGCUCUCAUUUUAUUCAAAAUUUUGGAUGCGAGGUUUUUCUAUGAAGCGUCCAAGGUUGAUGGUAACGCUGAUAGAAAAGCUUUGCUAGUGUUCAAGUCUCAAGUUUCUGCGAACAAUAGACUAGCCUUGGUCUCGUGGAAUGACUCUACUCCGUUGUGCCAAUGGGAAGGUGUUACAUGCGCCCGCAAACAUAAAAGAGUUACAGGUUUAGACCUGGGAGGGUUACAACUUGGUGGGAUCAUCUCGCCUGCUAUCGGUAAUCUUUCUUUCCUCAGAUCUCUUAAUCUUGAAGACAACUCUUUUGGUGGUACCAUCCCAAAAGAAGUGGGAAUGUUGUUUAGGCUUCAACAGUUGAAUAUGAGCUAUAAUAAUCUCAAAGGAGUGAUUCCAACAAGCCUGUCUAACUGCUCUAGAUUGGUGACACUAGAUUUAACAUCAAACAAUAUUGUAAACGGUUUACCGUCAGAGCUAGGAGGGUCGUUGUCUAGCCUUGAAAAUUUGUUUCUUAGUAAAAACAAUCUUUCAGGGAGGUUUCCAACAUCUUUAGGAAACCUAACAUCACUCAAAAAUCUUUUCAUUGCGUUUAAUAAUAUGGAGGGAGAGGUUCCAAAAACAAUAGGUAGAUUGACCCAGUUGAUAAGACUCCAGUUAUCAAUAAAUAACCUCUCCGGUGUUUUCCCACCAGCAAUUUACAACUUAUCCUCACUUAGGUAUUUGUUCAUUGCUGGAAAUCAUUUCUCGGGUAGUUUAAGUCCUGGUUUUGGAUAUAUGCUUGCAACACUUAGAGAGUUGGAAAUGCCGAUGAACUCUUUCUCAGGAGAUCUUCCAAAAACAAUAUCCAAUAUCUCGACCCUUAGAGCGCUAGAUGUUUCAGAAAACCAUUUCGCAGGAAGUGUCUCAGUUGACAAUAGAUUGUCUGGAAACAUCCCAGAGACAAUAGGAGAUUGUCUCUACAUGGAAGAAGUUUACCUUGGAGGAAAUUCUUUUGAUGGAGUUAUUCCAGAUAUCAGAAACUUGAGAGGACUUAAACAAUUUAACUUAUCAAACAACAAUUUUUCAGGCAACAUACCUGAAUUUCUAGCCAACUUUUCCUCGCUGGUGAAUUUAGAUCUCUCUGGUAACAGCUUUCAAGGCGCGGUUCCAACAAAAGGAGUGUUUCAACAUCCUGAAGAGUUUUCGGUGUCUGGUAAUAGAAAUCUAUGUGGAGGAAUCCCUGAACUGUAUAGAGUUGGAGGCUCAAUUCUUUUAUUAAACGUAAGAAAGGUAUUUAUCCAAGUAUACAAGUAG